AUCGCGACUAAAGAUAAUUGCCAGUUCGACCGCCGAUAUAAAUAGAGCGAGUCGAGCGUGCAUGGUGCUAACAAGCUGUUGUGAAUUCCGCUACGAUCGUCUCACGAUGGUCUCUCGGCUCUUCCUGCUAGCGCUAGUCGCGAUCGUCGCUGAUAUAAUAAUUCCAGUGGUGUAUGGCGCGGGCUUCAUUCGGCCUGCACAUGGGCGCAUCCGAGAGCCGAAGCAGGAAGUAGAUCUGGUCGGACAUGGUAUUUUAAGCGACAAGGAGACCGGUCAUAUAUGGAAGAUAAAACUCACGAUGCUAAAAGAUGAGGACGAUGCAGAUGAUGUUAUAGGAGUUUCCAACGGAAUACGUCGUUACUAUGGCCCUCCUCCACGUGUGAUCUGUAGAUGCCAGGCACCGAAUUGGCGGCUGAAACUCAACGCCGAGUUAAGUCCUGAGGAAAUUUCCUUAAAACGCCAGCUUCGUAACCUGAUCAUCGAAAUUCAGAGGGUGAUCGCGAAAAUCAAGAUGAUCGAAUUCAGAAGUGGAUCGCUAUGGGAUUGUCGAGUCUAUAAAAACCCACUCAAGGAAAUUGUUAUCGAUAUCAUGGAGGAUAAGGCCGACGUCGAAGAGCUGAUAGCGAGAGACAAGAAACGGAGUCGUGACAAGCAUAAGUUCACAUCGACCUUAUCGUACGGCGGGUAUCCGGGGAAUACUCCUGAAAGUCAAAAGGCAUUGUCCGACGAGGAAGAGGAGGAGGAGGAUAUGCGAGAGGGCGGCUUAGACCUCACGAAAUCGUUCGUGGAUUCAUUAGGAUUCGAACAUCAAGCGAGAAGGAAUAUAAUAAAAGUGAGGGACAAGAGGCGGAGAUCCAAUUCGAACUUGAACACAAAUCUAAAUGUGAACAGUUUCAAUUACAAAUUAGCUAGUGAUCAUGAGAGGAAGAAGAAGGGACGCGCGAGUGAUCCGGGGAAUACUCCUGAAAGUCAAAAGACAUUGUCCGAUGAGAAGGAGAAGGAGGAAGAGGAGAAUAUGCGAGAGGGCGGCUUGGACCUCACGAAAUCGUUCGUGGAUUCAUUAGGAUUCGAACAUCAAGCGAGAAGGAAUAUAAUAAAAGUGAGGGACAAGAGGCGGAGAUCCAAUUCGAACUUGAACACGAAUCUAAAUGUGAACAGUUUCAAUUACAAAUUAGCUAGUGAUCAUGAGAGGAGGAAGAAGGGACGCGCGAGUGAUCCCGAGAGGGAAAGUAACGCGGUGAAAGAACUGCUUGACGAGCAUCCGACGUCAUCCGACGAUACAUUCAGAUCAGAACGAAAUAAAUCGACAGCAAUCGAAGAUACGACGAGAGGAUCCAACUCGAGAGUGGACGACGUUGUCAGUAAUGGACGCGGCGAGUCCGGCGACGAGAAGAAGCAGAGGACAUCCAAUUCCACGGGAAAAACUUUGUAUAAUUCAUGGGGCGAGCGCGACGGAAAGUAUUAUCAGUGCGUCGGCAAGUCCUGUAAAAACCAGCAAAAAUCCAGAGGAGCGACGGAAGAAGAAGACAGUAUUAAUCCACAUACGAAUGUGAAUUCGAGCUUAUUAGCUCUAAACGGUAAAAAGCUAGCUUCUAGCGAUAAAAAAUCUCAUGUGAUUUCCCCAGAUGAUACCGCAGAGGAAGAUCGAUCUGAUGUAGAAGAAAAUGAAGAAGAGGAGAUAGUAGUGGAGACGAAAGAAGAGAUAGUGGAAGAAGAAGACGAGGAGGAGGAGGAAGAUGAUGACGAAGAAGACAAUCGCAGCUUCACAAAUCUCUCGAACGUAGAUUUAAGGGAAGGGCAAGAGACCUCGACAGAAGAUAAUUGUACCAAGCAAUCGUUGAAUUCCGACGUUUUGAUCAACAAGAGGGACAAUGAAGACAGUCUCCAGCCACAUCGGGCGGAUCGGGCCGGUGUCGAAGAAAAUCGGGAAAAUAUCAGUCGUAAUAAGAAUCGUAACAUCAAUUAUAACCGUAACGUUAAUUACAAUAAGAAGAAGAGCGCGAAGUUAGAGACGGUGGAAGAUGGCAAAGAGGCCACGACAUCCAGUGGACAUGAAGCAGAGAACGUUUCUGGCCGGAAAGGCAAGACGACGAUCGCGAACGAAGCUGACGCGGGAAUGAAGAGCGACAGCGAUCUCGGGGAAACAGCUGACAAGUGCACCGACGACACUUGCGAAUUGUCCGGCGAUGAGGGAUUAUUGGCCAGCGCGGCGGAAGUGAAAAAUCCCCGGCAGAUGCACUCGUCGAUCGACGAUGACUCCGACGAGGACUCCGACGAGAAUUCCGGCGAGGACUUGAACGAGAACUCCAACAUAAACUCCAACGUGAACGUGAAUCUGAACAGGCUGAUCAGGCCGUGGCGUUACUCGAGGAAACCCCGAUACGCACCGCGACGUCCCGACAACGACGUUCGCGAUGCACUGAUUCACGCAGACAAGGAGCGUAUCGGGGGCAAAGUAUCCGCGGCUCGAAAUGGAUCGAAAGUCGAUGAGAGGCGGCCCAACUCGCUGGAUACCCUGAUUGACGCCGUCGAUAAAGUUUUAUCGGCCGAUACCUCAGCAACUCCUGGCCGCGAUUCCUCCAAGAAUUUCAAAGCGCCGCCCGUAAAAAUGAAGAGGAGCGCAGGUGACGCGCACGAUGCGCAAUAAGAUUAGAAAGAGGUGUUUCGAGAGAAAGACGCGAGGAUAACGACGUUCUCGCACGCGACGGCUUGCAAUCGCGACGUUUACUAAGGGACGAACGAUAGAAGGUAACGGUCCCAAUUAUGGUCGGGUUCUAAUUUUGGUUCAUUAUAUUGAGAAAAAAUAUUUGAAAAUUUAUUUGUAGGAUAUAAAGUCUAAAUUUUACAGGAAUAAACUUUAUCUUACAGAAAUAUACUUUACUUCGUAGAAAUAAACUUUCUAUUCUCAAGUAUUUUCAAGUACUUUUUUUCAGUGUAAUAUAUUAAAAAAGUAUAUAUUAUAGUGACACACGGAAACACACGGAAAAGAUUUCUUUUUAUUUCUAUAGUUUUUUUUAUAAUUAUAUUCUAAGAUUGCAUUCACAAACAUUUGUUAAUGUUUACGAAUAAAACCUAGAAUAUCAUUUAAAUAUCAUUAGAAUAUCAUUAGAAUACCGACUUUAGAAAUUUACU
Odontomachus brunneus is the source of this 3132-nucleotide messenger RNA. RefSeq names its product glutamic acid-rich protein-like. The record is from RefSeq and is a predicted model, not a curated record. NCBI's taxonomy places the organism in Eukaryota, Metazoa, Arthropoda, Insecta, Hymenoptera, Formicidae. The transcript is spliced from 5 exons. Bases 62 to 2647 code for a protein of 861 amino acids.